Molecule: messenger RNA, 5264 nt
Organism: Paralichthys olivaceus (Japanese flounder)
Lineage: Eukaryota; Metazoa; Chordata; Actinopteri; Pleuronectiformes; Paralichthyidae
Gene: zic2b
Product: zic family member 2 (odd-paired homolog, Drosophila) b
Biological process (GO): regulation of transcription by RNA polymerase II
Cellular component (GO): nucleus
Molecular function (GO): RNA polymerase II cis-regulatory region sequence-specific DNA binding; DNA-binding transcription factor activity, RNA polymerase II-specific
Source: RefSeq, a predicted model, not a curated record
CGGCUGCUGUAUUCCUUCGACUCUGUUCACCUCCAUUCACACAGUAAAUAAAAGCAUGGAGGCUCUGACUCUCGGGAUCUAACACCGAGCAGCGGGGGGUAAAGACACCGCCGCAUGCGCUCUACCUUUCGCCUAAACGCACAGGACGGAGGCGGGGAAGCGGGGAACGCUUCGCCCGGUGGAUUUAACUCGUUUUCUGCGGAAAGGAGGAUUGUAGUCGGCGCUAAGAGCGGGGCAGUCCGCCGUGCCGAGCAUGAAGCGGACGGCUGGAGUGGCCAGGCACAAUGGCCUCGUCUCUCCGCUGGGGAACAACAACUCCGGAGCUUCGAGCAUCGUAUCGCCGCACAGAGCCGCUAGCAUCCCCGCUCCUGCCGACAGCGGUGCUUGCGGUGGGAUGGACGGCCUGGUGGAUUUCUCCAAAGGCCCCGUCGUCAAAACCGAACUGGUGUGCAAAUGGAUUGACCGAACUUCUUCGAGACAGAGGCUCGGGCGGACGGCGACGUCCGUCUGCGACCAAACUUUCAGCUCCAUGCACGAGCUGGUGGACCACGUCACCACCGAGCAUGUAGCCGCGGGGCUGGAGAGCCUCAGUCACGUCUGCAUGUGGGACGAGUGCCUGCGCGGCGGGAAGGCGUUCAAAGCCAAAUACAAACUCAUCAACCACAUCCGCGUGCACACCGGGGAGAAGCCGUUUUCAUGCGCGUUUCCCAACUGCGGCAAGAUGUUCGCACGCUCCGAGAACCUCAAGAUCCACACGCGCACGCACACUGGCGAGAAGCCAUUCCAGUGUGAGUUUUGCGAGCGACGCUUCGCCAACAGCAGUGACCGGAAGAAGCACUCACAGGUCCACACAGCGUCUAAGCCCUACGACUGCAAGGCCCUUGGUUGCACCAAGUCCUACACCCACCCCAGUUCCUUGCGCAAACACAUGAAGGUUCACGUCAAGUCGUCACCUACCUCUGAACCCCAGGACCCAUAUGACUCCAUCGCUCAUCAACUACACCAACCUCAUCAGGCUCUCCUAGAGCCCCUCAACCUUAAAAUGAACCGCCUCUCUCCAUCACUUGCCAACAAAAAUGCUGAAUUUCCACUUCUGACUAAUCACGAACUGGGUAUCAGCUCAGCUAGCGAAGUGGACCAUAAGCUGCUGCUGCGAAGUUCGUCUCCCAUGGCAAUGCCUCUGGAUCUGUCUCUGUCGGGCCUGAAAAGUCAGCUGGCCCAGAAGCAGCAGAGUGGAAGGACCCCACGUAGGAGCCAGCGCUCAGUCAACCCAGCCUUACCUCAGUUGUCUAACAUUAAAGAGUGGUAUGUCUGUACCAGGACUACAGCACCACACUUUCCUCUACUUCACCCAGACCACAUCAAAUCAGAACCUAGUGAUGAUGAGGAGUAUGUCACGUAGGAAGGAGGAACUGGUGAAACUGGAGGUUCACAACAGACCUCAUACAUUGUCAGACCCAGGUCAGGUCAGAUGAUGCUCUGUGGAAUCAUAGUUUCUGUCAUUUUCUAGAACCAGUAGUUGUAUGGUUCAGCAUCAGUUGCACUUCUAAGAAGCAGAAGGGUGUGAUCAGGUAGAUGGCUGUUCCUCCAUCUCAGAUACAGAACUCGGCUCAGAGAUCGUCACCAUCUGUUGACCAAAAGGAAUGGCUGAAAAGAUGCCACAAGGGACAAGAGGAAUUCCAUCUCUAUGAUGAUCAAACUAAACGUCUGGCAAAUAAUUGCAAGUGAUCUAAUCAGUGUUAGCUAGUUAACCUGAACUAACGAAGGGGAUUAUUUUGUACAAAUGAACCAGAGAAUGUUGGUGACUGUUGUGCUUGCUGUUAAAGAAUAUGAAGAGGGUAUGUGUGUAUCAUGACCUCUCUACAGAGAUAGAUCAUUGACCAAUUUAUCUUCGACAUCCACCUAGAUGAAGCAAUUUCAAGGGCUAAAUUGACACAGAUGGAACGUGGGUAUUGUGAAUCUGAACUCACGAUAUAAUUGUACAAAUGGUAAUAGAGCUGGUGAGUGUAUGCCUGUGAAGGCCUCAGUAAGCUUUAAGCAAACUAUGUUGUACAAUGUGAGAAAGUUACAAAUACUGUUGGAGGCAGCUCAUUGUGCUGUCAGAAAUUGUUUCUCAGAUGCUGUUUGGAAAUCCAGACACUUUGUUUGAAGCAAUCUGAGGCCUUCACUAAUAAACCCUUGGUAGUAACUUGUUCAAAAGUGUAUUAUGUCACCACAGUCUAAUCUAACACAGCAUCCAGCAGUAAAGCUGGAGAUUUAGGACAGUGGGAUCCCCUUUGUACUGAUCAAGUGUCUCCUUAACCUCUUCAACUCUAUGGACCUUUCAGAAAGUUCAUCAUGGAUUAAUGUUUACACUCCACUUUCAAUUAAGUUAAGAUCCCCAAGGUUUCCAAAAUGACCAUGUAUGUCAUACACAUAUUCCUUUAACAAAAUGUGUAUUAAAUGAUGCACAAACCAUCUAGUAUUUUUCCUUUGAUCAAACAUGCAGCCGUAAAAAGUAGCAGCUCAGAAUAUUCAGUCAAUGUAAGGAUCCUGUGAUGUCAAUGGAUCAAGAAAGUGCAAUGUAUUGUCUAAGAUUGUGGUAGAGCUGGGAAAAUUUGUAAUUUAUUAUUUGAAGAGAUCACUUUAAAUGCUUGAUAAGUGAGUCAUGUACAUUAUCCAUCCACUAGUCAUUUCAAGCAGGAUUUGAUCCAGAGAUGUAAGGAAAUCUAUAUGAAGCAGAUUUAUUUAACAAUGAAGCAGGAAUUAAAUGCUAUUUCAAGGGGACACUACUGGUGUAUUAAGGUAAAACUGAAAAUGAGCAAAUCUGAAAUGUCUCCAGUAAUUCUUGGAUGGAUAAUCUGAGGAAAAAUCUGACAGUUCAUUUCUGUUUUCUCUUUAAAACAAAUUUGGCUAACGAAGGGUUUAAACAAAUUAUCACCAGCUAAUCAAUUUGGAACUCAAGAGCAGAGAGGGUACGUGGACAUUUGUAAGUGCAGAACAAGUUUUGAAAGGAAGGGUUAAACUGUUUCAUGGAAGUUUGGAAGUUUUGAUUCUAAAGAGCAAAAAUCUCUGAUAUCAAAAAUCAACUUGAGCAGCUUGCAUCCAUUGACAUGGUUGGCAAGGUAGAACAGUGGGCUGCACUUUCACAACUAAAGGGUCAAGGGUUGAUUUCUCCAGCUGGGGCCUUUUUGAGUGGAGUUCCAAACACAUGCAUGAAUUACACAUGAAUGUUUGUUUGACCAUUUAUAGCCCCAUGCUGGACUGGUUUACCAUACCUUUCACCCAGUGUGAGGGAUCGGGUCCAGCUCUCUGACCCUGUACACAAUAGGCUGGUAUAGAUAAAGGAGGGAUGGUGACCUGUGCUUGUAAACACAAACAGCUGAAUAAAGUAUUUUGCAUUGGACCAGGAAGUUUCAUUAAAGGCUUCCUUCCAAAUGACAUUUGAUAAGAAAAAAGAGCCAUGUAUGGAAAACAAGCAUGUUAAGACCUUCUGACAAUAUCCAGUGCUCAGAGAACAUUCACUGAACCACUGGUUGUCUUUAUGAAAUGUAAGAGGCAGAUGACCUGCUAAACUUGAGUGGAUAUCAUCCUGCUACCCUAACCCCUUAAUGUUCCACCGCUAACACCGUGAUAAAGCAACACAAAAUCAUAAUCACUGUGUAACUAAAUGAGUGAAUCAGAAAAGAAAAACAAUUCAUUACACUGAACUAAGUUUCCUGCCCUUGUUGAAAAGAGACAAUGAAAUCAACCAUUUUAUCAACCAUCCAAGAAGGGUUGAAUAAAGGGCAACUGUGCCUGUUAUUUUUCAUCCCUCAUCCAAGAGGCUUCCUCAGUUCUGAUUGGUGAUGAGUUUAGGUAUUCAACCUCUAUGGGGUUGUUAUCAAGGCCUUUACAGCCAAGUGUAAUCGACAGCUGGAGUUUUUGGAGUCACAUGAGGUGAAGUGGGAAUCUCCAGGGAAGGGAUGAAAGAGCAGCAUUGUUGGUGGGAAAUAAGUGGCUUUGUAGACCUCAGCUGUUGAGGGAUCUACAUACAAUAUGAAUGUUGUUGUUGUCAUGAGUGUCCCUUAUCCUUUGGGUGUGGGUAAACUGCUGGCGUCCUCCUUCGUUGAGCUUUGCAUGUAUUUAAGGGUUGUUCAGGCUCACCAAAAUACAGUUCUGUGUAUUCCUCGCUGCACUGGACUGUAUAUACCAUAUUGCGUUUCUUGUCUUUGGAUGUGUGGUUUUUGAGUUGUACUUUGUGUUAAAAAACAGGGAUGUGGUGCUAUUUUUUUGAAGAUUCCCCCGAGGUUCUAAGAUUCCUCUUUUCAGUGUCGUGUUCUUCCUUUGCUCAACACUUCUUGGAUAAGCCUGGCCUGGAUGACUGAGAAUCUCCAUAGACAUUUUUUUUGCUGUACAGUAUAGCAAUUUGAUUCUUUAAACAGUUUUCUGAAAACAGAUGAGGACUUUGUCUGUCUUUACAACAACAACAAGGCUCAUGCUUUAGAGAACAAGACUUUAAUAAUGAGUGUAAGCUCAGAAGAUUUUUCUCAAAUAUGACUCAAGAUCAUCUGAAACAAAUCUCUAGCUUUCAGGCACAUCUACGGCGAUCUAGAACAAGAGAAGUUCCAGACAGAGCUGGGACGUGGCCCAUGGGAUAAUAUUGCUUAAGUUGUACUACUGUUCCACUAACUGAACUGCUCAGUAUAGUCAGGGUCUCCACGUAAUUCAAGCCACCUAAAUUAAUCCAUGUUUAGAUUUGUGAUUAAUUAAUAUCAGACAUGAAGUGGAUAUGCACUACCAGCUCGUACUGCUUUACACCAAGGUGCUUUUAAAAUUAGAAUAGACUGAUACUCUUUUUCACCAAGGACCAAUCCUUAAUCUGCAGGACUGACCCCUGUGACACAAUUGUACCCCAAACCUGCUGACCUGUGAUAUCUUGUGUCCAUCAUAUUAACUAGAAAAGGCAGUGGAUACAGGUCAGACAGUGUAUCUGCACCUAAACCAGACUUUUACGAGUGUCAUGAAUUUUGGUGUCAGACUUUAAUGUGAAGGAACCAGCCAUUCUAUUUAAGAUUAAAAGUCAGAGCUGUAAACAAACUGAACCAGGUAAGAAGUACAUUUUUCUUUUUCUUUUUUCUAUUUUUGAGGCUAAGCUACUGGUUGGAGAUGCUGGCAAGUCUCAAGGUCAUUUAUCAGUGAGUAAAAUUGCAUUUUUCAUGCACAUCCACUGGUUUACUGCAUGAGUCAUGUGCAGUCUUCAAAGAGCAAUACAAAAAAAAUAUGUGAUGAAUUUUUCAUGAAUU